UUUGCCUUUUUUCACCAUAGUUUCUGGGAAUAAUGGGGAAAAAGGCUAAGAAAAAGGCCAGAAGUGUUGUCAAGGAGAAGCGGAAUCCCUUCACUUCUACAAAUCCAAUUGAUCAAAAUAGCAGUCAGACUAUUGGUACUCCUGAUGAUAGAGUAGUUGUGGUAAAUGAUAGAAUAGAAUGUCCACAUGUCGAUAAGGGUAUUGAUGUGGAGAAGGUCUCCGCUAAACUUGAGUCUUCGGAACCUGUUAGGUGUGACGAUUGCAGGGAAGGAGUAGCUAAUAGACGAGCUAGUAAGACGAAAGUCAAACAUGGGAAAAAGAAGGGAGGCGCAGAUCCCAAGCAGGGGUCUAAAGCCAUUUGGAUCUGUUUAGUAUGCGGCCAUUUCUCGUGUGGAGGUGCUGGGUUCCCUACUACACCUCAGAGCCAUGCAGUUCGGCAUGCAAGACAGCACCAUCACCCUGUCGCUGUACAAUUUGAAAAUCCUCAACUGCGCUGGUGUUUUCCGUGUAGCACACUGAUUCAUGCUAAGAAAGUAGAGGAUGGCGGUGAACAGAAAGAUGUAUUUCAGGACAUUGUGAAGAUGAUUAAAAAGCGGCCAUCUGAAGGGACGGCUAUUGAUGUGGAGGCUGUUUGGUUUGGGAGUGGGAGUAUCACUAGCGGGAUCAAAUCAGAAGCUUCUGCUUCACUUGAUGCUGAUGGAAAAAGUGGUUAUACAGUUAGGGGACUGGUUAAUUUAGGGAACACAUGUUUUUUCAAUUCAAUAAUGCAGAGCCUACUGGCAAUGAAUAGACUACGGGAUUACUUCCUUAAGUUUGAUGGAUUUGCUGGUCCUAUUACUGCUGCUCUGAAGAAGCUCUUUUCUGAGACUAGUGAAGGUGCCUUGAAAAAAACUGUAAAUCCAAAAGCUUUCUUUGGUUCAAUCUGUGCCAAGGCUCCACAAUUUCGAGGAUACCAACAGCAGGACAGUCACGAAUUGCUUCGUUGUUUACUUGAUCGUCUGUGUACUGAGGAAUUGACCGCCAGAAAACAAACCAAAUCUUCUCAGGAUGGUGGCAAGUCCCUAAGUGCAUGUCCAACUUUUGUUGAUGACAUCUUUGGUGGUCGACUCUCGAGCACUGUUAGUUGUCUGGAGUGUGGGCACACUUCAGUAGUGCAUGAACCGUUCUUGGAUCUCUCAUUGCCCGUUCCAACUAAAAAACCUCCAGCUACAGGAGCUAAAUCAGUAUUCCGUGCCAAAAAAUCAAAACCUCCUAUGAGAAGUGUAAAAGCUCUCCCUAAAGUUAGCAGAGAUGCAGCUCCCCUUAAUGCUCAAAGUGCCCAAGGAGAUGAGGAGAAAUCUGUCACUGAAGAAAGGGCAGUUCCUUCUGCUGAUGUAUCGCAAGAUUCCAUUGAUGCUCGUGUUAUGGCUGAAAAUAUGGGUUUAACUUCACAGAACUUAUGUUCCUCUCCUAAGUCCGAUAAUGCGCAAAAUUGCGAGGGCGUGUCUAGGCAGUUGGCUUCAGUGGACAAUUUCACAUGGUUGGAUUAUCUCGAUCAGGAUACACUGCCAAAUGGUGAUGACGUGGUUUCACAAGUUGAUCACAUGCUGACUAAUCAGAUUUCUGAAACUGAAAAUUCUGUUCAACCUGUUGAUGCUUUGCAGAAUAAUCUGGAUGCUGAUACAGAGAUGAAGUUGACAUGUAUAGACAACGCUUGUUCACCUAAUGAUGUAAUGUGCUUGAAUGAUCAAGGACAAUCCAAAUCACCAGACUGCGAUAUAGCUUCUGAAUUCAGUAAAAAGUUGCUGGUUAAAGACUCUGGAAUGACAGAUGCCAUAAAUAUUGAGCAUAGCUCAGCAUUCUGCAGCCAGAUUUGCUCUGGGGAUUCAAAUCUUGGAACAGAUUCAUAUACGAAGCUGUCGGAAGAUGAAGCCCCUUUACUGUUACAAGAUUCCGAGGUUCUGUUACUUCCUUACAAAGAAAUAACCUCAACUGCUGGUGACAUGUUAAAAGGAGGUUGCGAGGCAUCCUCAGCUGCUGCUGUUUGCGAACAAGAUUCAUUGGACUUCAAUGGUUUUGGAGACUUAUUUAAUGAACCUGAUUCUGAUGCACAACCUUCUGAACAGCCUUUUUGCAGUGCUGCCGCUUCUCAGGCCAAUGGUAGCAGCGAGUCUGAUCCGGAAGAGGUUGAUAAUAGAGAUGCUCCAGUGUCAGUGGAGAGUUGUUUGGCUUAUUUUACAAAGCCCGAGCUUCUUUCCAAAACUGAACAUGCUUGGAAAUGUGAAAAUUGCACAAAAGUUCUAAAAGAAAAGAGGAUGAGAUUCAAGAAUAAAUUGACGAAGCCUAGAUCACAUAAUAUGAUGAACGGACACGAGGACCAAAAUCCAAAUGGUGAAUCUUCUUCAGGAGAAACUUUUGACGACAGGUUGUCCCAAAACGGAACCAGUCCUCGCGCUGAGCAAGAUUCAGCCUCUUGGCUAUCAGAAAACGGCACACAGGAAAAUCAGGGUGAAGCUAAUAGCCAAGUGAAUAGUGGCUUUAAGAGCAAUGAAGUUCAACUGCUGGAAGCUCCAUCAGUUUCUGCUAAUUCUGAAUCUGAAGAAAGUGAGGAUGAGGAGACAGAUGUUAAAUGUGUUAAAGUUGAGAGAGAUGCAACGAAAAGGAUCCUAAUUGAUAAGGUCCCUCCUAUUUUGACGAUUCACCUGAAGAGGUUCAGUCAAGAUGCUCGAGGGCGCCUGAGUAAGCUGAGUGGCCAUGUGAAUUUUAGAGAUACCAUUGAUCUCAAACCAUAUAUUGCAACCAGGUCCCUGCAGAAGGAGAUAUACAAAUACCGACUUAUUGGUGUAGUGGAACACUCGGGGACGAUGAGGGGAGGUCAUUAUGUUGCAUAUGUUAGGGGAGGUCCUAAGAUCACAGGGAAAGACAAGAAUGCGGAAGAUUUUGCGUGGUAUUAUGCAAGCGAUGCUUAUGUUCGUGAGGUUUCUUUGGAAGAAGUUCUUCGUUGUGAAGCAUACAUUUUGUUCUAUGAAGAAACUUGAUAUAUAUAUAUAUAUAUAUAAAAUUCUGAAAUUUAUGAUUAUUUUGGGGCAUACACAUACACAGAGAAGGAAAGGGAAGGGGUGUGCUAGGGGAGAGUGAGUGUAUUACUACAUUCUCUCAAUAUUAACACCCAUUUUUUGUUUUUUGUUUUUUUUCCUUUUUCAAAUUUUGAUGUGCUAUAAGCUUAAGGAAGUACAUCUUCGAAAAAAUGUAUAACUUGAGAAUGAGAAUAUGAUUAAUUUUGCAUUUUGACUCAUCA
Nicotiana attenuata is the source of this 3277-nucleotide messenger RNA. Its product is annotated as ubiquitin carboxyl-terminal hydrolase 2-like. The record is from RefSeq and is a predicted model, not a curated record. Gene Ontology annotation, molecular function: cysteine-type deubiquitinase activity; cysteine-type endopeptidase activity; zinc ion binding. The transcript is spliced from 3 exons. Gene Ontology annotation, biological process: protein deubiquitination. Gene Ontology annotation, cellular component: cytosol; nucleus. The coding region runs from base 33 to 3017 and encodes 994 amino acids. NCBI's taxonomy places the organism in Eukaryota, Viridiplantae, Streptophyta, Magnoliopsida, Solanales, Solanaceae.